This is a messenger RNA of Rhodotorula toruloides NP11, 891 nucleotides long. RefSeq names its product RAS small monomeric GTPase Rab6. The coding region runs from base 1 to 891 and encodes 296 amino acids. The record is from RefSeq and is a predicted model, not a curated record. Lineage: Eukaryota; Fungi; Basidiomycota; Microbotryomycetes; Sporidiobolales; Sporidiobolaceae. Gene Ontology annotation, molecular function: GTPase activity; GTP binding. The transcript is spliced from 7 exons.
AUGAGCAACGAGCCAGAGACCGCAGUCGACGCAUCCGACAACGAGCCGGUCGCCGAAUCGACCCCCGUCGACGCCGCCGCGCCCGCUCACGAGGGAGACGCUGGAGCUCCGGAGACGGUGGCUGAGGAGGCGCAGGACGCUGGGGGGGCGCAGCAGGAGAACAAGGAGGAGGACAGUGCACCUGCCGCGACGACAGAGACGCCCGCACCCGCUGCUGCUGUCGCUACGACCCCCGCUGCUCCGGCGACGACGAGUGCUGCUCCCGCGACGAGCGAGUUUGCCCAUGCGGCGCUCAAGAAGUUCAAGCUCGUCUUCCUCGGCGAACAGAGUGUCGGCAAAACCUCGCUCAUCACCCGCUUCAUGUACGACACUUUUGACAACACCUACCAAGCGACUAUCGGCAUCGACUUCCUCUCCAAGACCAUGUACCUCGAAGACCGUACCGUUCGACUUCAGCUGUGGGACACGGCGGGACAGGAGCGCUUCCGGAGCUUGAUUCCCAGCUACAUUCGCGAUUCGAGCGUGGCGGUCGUCGUCUACGACAUCACGAACCGCACGUCGUUCAUGAACACGAGCAAGUGGGUUGACGACGUCCGCUCCGAGCGAGGCAACGACGUCAUCAUUGUCCUGGUCGGUAACAAGACCGACUUGAACGACAAGCGGCAAGUGACGACGGACGAGGCUGAGCAGAAGGCCAAGGAGCUCAACGUCAUGUUCAUCGAGACGUCGGCAAAGGCGGGUCACAAUGUCAAGACGCUGUUCCGCAAGAUUGCGCAGGCGCUGCCCGGGAUGGAGAGGGAGGGUGAGGGUCAGGGCGGGGCGAACCAAAUGAUCGACGUCUCGGUCACCCCGACAAACACGACCGGCAACGAAGGCGGCUGCUCGUGCUGA